Molecule: messenger RNA, 4154 nt
Organism: Amoebophrya sp. A120
Lineage: Eukaryota; Dinophyceae; Syndiniales; Amoebophryaceae
Source: the annotation of a GenBank genome assembly
AUGGCGCGAGUGGUCUUUUUUCGACACAGCAUUUCCGGAAGACAAGGUGGGUCCGUCGCUGUACGUGGUGCUACAAGAUUGUCAAGCAUAAGAGUGCGAAAUCAGCCAUUGUUACGUCAGUGGGACCAGUGUAGGCAUGGGCGCAGCGGUGCAGUCCUUGAUUUCUGUGGUGCGUAUGAACCAAACGCAAUAACAAAUCCACGUUUCUUCCCAGCCGGCGCAAAUAAUGCAGGCUCCUUCCGUGCUUUUAGCUCGGAAGCCGCUGCGGUGCAAGCGACGCAACGCCCACGCGGAUCGCGGUUCAUGAAAGGAGUUUUUGGAAUCGGUGCCGGCGUCGGAGCGGGCGUGCUGUAUUGCAAGUACAAGAAUGAAGAGGCGCUGGCGAAAUCAGCGGAGCUGCGAAAAACCGUAAUCGAGGAGCGAAUUCCGUCCCGGGACGAGGUAUUGACAAGGAUUACUCGUUUGGGUGUAGCUUUACUUGCGGUACGUAGCUUUCAUUCUUGAAUUGCUGUUUUCGUAUGCAUUUCCUACUUAUGAUGAUGCUGGCCUACAACAAGGACGUAUUUAUUGCCGUUUUCCUCUAUGCAGAUGCUGGCGCGGCUGGACGCGGAGGAGUUUGAUGUUUUGGUAGUCGGCGGGGGUGCCACCGGUGCGGGACUGGCGCUCGACGCCACCACCCGUGGCUUGACGACCGCCUGUGUCGAACAAGAGGAUUUCGCCAGCGGAACGAGUUCCAAGAGCACGAAGCUCCUCUGGGCCGGAUCCCGGUACCUGGUCAAGGCGCUGGUGUCCCUCUUCCAGCCCGGGAGUCUUUUGGCGCCGGCGGACGCAGUGUCGGAAUUCACGUCGACCUUCAACAUGGUGCUGGGCUGCUUCCUAUCAAAUGCAAAAAUGUCUGGGUCUGAAAGAUUGCCAGGCUUGUCAUGCAUAUUUUGAAUGACCCAUGAUAUCUGUGAUGCAUGCCCUAGCAUCACAGAUUUUCAGAGGACUUUGUGAUGCCUCUACCGCAUGAGAAACGCCCGCUCCGCGUAGCACGAACUGGAGUUCUCUUGCUGGUCAUGCAACAAAAAUUUUUUUAGGAUCCAGAGACAGCAUUACAAGUUUAGAAUCUUCCAGACCCAGACACAUUUGCAUUUCAUACUUCCGCGAGCGCUCCUACAUGCUGCAGCUGAACAGCCACCUGACCUAUUGGGUCCCGGUUGCCGUACCGAUCAAGCACUGGGUCAUCUGGCCGCCCCCCUUCGGCUACCCGCCCGCGGCGAUCGGGCCGGCCUGCGGGCUCUACAGCUUCUUCUUCAAGGGCUACGACGCGCUCGGGUAUUUCGCCGCUCCCAGCAGCUACACGAUCUUCCCGCGAAAGCUGCAGGAGGCUUUCCCGCAAAUGGACGCACCGAGACUCAAAUACGCAAAGUAACGAUGAGAUCCUUUACUUCAAUAGACUUUUGCUUUUCGGUUCGUGAUUUAGUAUCUCCCUGUGGAGCGAUAGUUAGAAGAACACCUCACCGACGUAAGUAGUUGGAGCAAUGUCUUUGGAACAAAAUAGCCACACAGCUGAACUGUUUCUGACUAUUGUUAUUGACAACAUUUUUUACAACACGAUAGAGACGCAUUGUACGCUCACUUGUGUCGCGCGUGUUUUCUGUUUGUCAAGAAAUGUGAAGUUAUUCAUCCCUCAUAAAAACCAGCGUCUUUUACGAGGGGGCACACAACGACGCCCGCACGAACCUCGCGAUUGCGUGCACCGCCAUGCUGAAGGGCGCCGCGGUCACGAACUACACAGUCGUAGAGAAGAUCGUCUUCGACAAGAACGGCCACGCGCGCGGUGCCGUCUGCCGGGACGCGUUGAGCGGUAAGAAAGUGCAGAUCCGCGCUAAAAAGAUUAUUUACUGUGCCGGGCCGUUUACGGACGACGUGCGCAAGUUGUCCGAGGGCCUGACGCCCGAGGAGGCGAAGAAGUUCCAGCCCUGCGUGACCGGCGCGGGCGGCACACACAUCGUGCUCCCCGAGAACUUCUGUCCGCGGGACCUCGGCAUGUGCGACAUGCAGACCUCCCGGGGCAGCUUCAUGUUCUACCUCCCGUGGCAGGGCCACACGCUCGUCGGUACAACCGACGUGAAGACGUCGAACCCGGAGCUGCACCCAGCAGUCCCCGAGGACGACGUGGAAUACUUGUUGAUAUCCAGGGAAAAUAUGUUUGGGUCUGGAAGAAUGCAAGCCUUGUCGUGCGAGUCGCCGACCACAUGAUCACACAUGGCUGUCUGGAAAAAUGCACCCAGACGCAUCACAGACUUUGCGAGGCCUUCAAACUCGUGCUGCCUACGCCGCAUGAGAAUGCAUGCAACACAUCGAUCGGGACCACUUCGCAUGACACGCUCCGUCCUCUGAGACCCAGAAUAAUAUUUGCAGUGCAUAGCUGAAAGAGAGCUGCAAGUACCUGGCGCCGAGCAUGCAUCCCCGGCGCGAGGACGUCUUGUCCGCGUGGUACGGGACCCGGCCGCUCGCCAAGGACCCGAACGACUUAUGAAUUGCAAAAGUGUUGCACUCGCAGUGAUUGCAAUACUGCAUGACAGAGCCGCCUUAUCUAUCACCUAAAAAUGCAUGACCAAUUUCAAUUUCAUUCUUCUUGUGAUAGAUAAAUGUGGUUUGUGAUGCAAUCACGACUACGUGCGACGCAAUGCUUUUGCCAUGCAUACGACACCAGCACCACCAACGCGUCCCGGGACCACACUGUUAGCUAUAACGCGCAGAACGACGUGACCUUCGUGAGUGGCGGGAAGUGGACGACCUGGCGCGAGAUGGCGGAGGACGCCUUGGACAAGGUGUUGCUCCGCUCCGACGAGGCGCUCCAGGCCAAGGCCGGCCCUUGCGUCACCCUGGACACGCCCCUGCUCGGUGCCGGACGAAACGGGGAUUUCGCUCCGCAGGGGUGGACGCCCACGCUCUCCGCGAUAUGCAUUGCAAAUUAUGUGUCUGGGUCUGGGAAACUGCAAGUCGGUGACGCUAAGUCUGUGUCUGGUUGACACAACUUCUGUUUAACGUGACAACCGCCUGCAUGGUUCCAGACCCAGACAUAUUUGUAGUGGAUACGCGGCGCUCGCUCGCCAAUUCCGCCUGCCACCGGACCAAGCUGCCCAUCUGGUUCGAAUUGGUUUUUCUGGUUACAACACAACAGCUCUUUUACUUCUUCAGCUGUUGUACUAGUGGUAGUGCUUUUGGCGAUUUUUGUCGUUGUACUAAGAGAGAAGAUCUGGUCUUAGUACGCACGAACUUGUUACGCCUCAUUGUUGGUCGGUGUUUUCUAUCGUGCAUCAAAAAUAAAUGAUCAGAGCAGACGGAGUUAGCUUUACUAGCGCGUUGAUUUUUUUUUUUGGGACAGCUCCGCCGCAUUGACGGAUGAAUGUAUCAUAGCUCUACGGUCUCUCAGGUUAACACGUACGGAACGCGGGCCGCGGACGUGCUGGCGCUCGAGAAAGCAAAGAUCGGGAAGACGGAAGACGGAAACUACGCUUCCUAUCCCCUCCUGACGAGCAGCCCGAACUGUCCCUUCCUCGAGUGCGAGGUGCGCUACGCCGUCCAAACCGAACACGCAUGCACCGCUGCCGACAUUCUCGCACGAAGAACCAGGUAUUCAUUUAUUGCAUUUGUCGACAGCUUGCCUCGCAGCUACGUACCAGGACAUUUCAUUUUGCAUUUGUCGAAGUGAAGUCCCUCGCUCCUCGAAUCCCACCCUACUCGACAAAGAAGAAGUGAGCGAACAUUUCGAACGUACGUCCUUCUGUCGUGGGUUCGCUUGUUGCUUCUCCUUUUCUAUCGUCGAAGAGUAUCUUAAUUUUGUAUCGGAGAGAAAAUCAUUCACCGCACGCCCACCGUCUCCGUCAGAUUUUGAAUUUGUCAGUAUGACAACAGAGUUUUGGUUUUCAUCAAUCAUGAUACUUACGAUUUAUCCACUAUUGUGAUAGAUUGACUCGUCACGAGGAAAAAACUAAAACAGGCUGGCCUUUGUGAAUUCCAACGCCGCGCAUUUAGCGGUGGGCCGUGUGGUUGACAUCAUGGGUGAAGAGCUCGGGUGGAACUCGAGCCGUAAGCAGCAGGAAGUCGACGCCUGCCACGCUGUUCUGACAAAGGACUUCCUCGGACCCGUUCCGAGAAAGUAA